GCAGUAACUGGUUUUGGAUUCUCCGUAAGGUGCAAGAUGUCACGCACCAAUCUCCGGACAUUAUGCUUUUAUAUAACAUUUACAUUUAUCUACAUCUUUGGCAAAAGUCAAGACGUGUCUCCUUGUGAAGUUGAGCUGAUGGUCCGUAACGGCAGAACAUUGAAAACUGCCCCACAGCUACCCGUGACAGUCCGGUGUCCUGUCCAACACUGUGGAGAAUCAGUAAAUGUCACUUGGUGUAAACUGCUCAACACAACCGAAUGUGAACCCAUUCAUUUCACAGGAAACUCAGAAAUAAGACAGAGUGACAAGCGCGAUGAGAAAAAACUGAUCUCAUAUUUGACUUUCACACGGAUUUCCAUUCAUGACAACGGCCUGUAUAGAUGUACUUUUAAGGCAUACAAGUAUGAGUUAAUCAGUCACGCCAUCAACAUCUCAGUUUCAGAUUCAAACCAGGGGGUAAACAUCUCUGACUAUGAUGCAGAUGAGCCACACAGCCCAGCUGAUGAUGAGGAUGAGCCUUCUGUUCCCUACUUUUACAUCUGUUUUACCAUUACCGUUCUGCUUUUCACACUGACGGCGUUAUGGUUCCUGAGUUUUUGCGGCUGGAAACCAUUUGUUAUAAGUCUCACACCUGUGAUCCUCACAGAGGGACAGGCGAUGCAGUCCACUCACGUGGUACCCGACCUGCCCGUGGAGAGCGCUCCAUCUACUCGUGCGCCGUGUUACACCGGCUCUCAAAGUGCUGCAGAAAGGCCACUACCACCGCCUCCCCCGACGGGCCCUGGGAACAUGCCAGACAGAAGUCAAGUUGCGGACCGUGUAGUGUAUGCUGUUGUCAACCACAGACAGAGUGCUGAGAACUGAAUAAAAACGCUGCA
Messenger RNA from Pungitius pungitius (ninespine stickleback), 881 nucleotides. RefSeq names its product B- and T-lymphocyte attenuator. Bases 37 to 867 code for a protein of 276 amino acids. NCBI's taxonomy places the organism in Eukaryota, Metazoa, Chordata, Actinopteri, Perciformes, Gasterosteidae. The record is from RefSeq and is a predicted model, not a curated record. Gene Ontology annotation, cellular component: plasma membrane. Gene Ontology annotation, biological process: immune response-regulating cell surface receptor signaling pathway. The transcript is spliced from 6 exons. Gene Ontology annotation, molecular function: signaling receptor activity.